AUGGCGUCCGACAAGAAGAUCAUACUGAUUACCGGUGGCAACACUGGCAUUGGCUUCGAAGCCGUCAAGGCCCUGUACAAGACCGACACCCCUUACGAGAUCGUCAUCGGGUGUCGGACUGUCGCGAAAGGUGAAACCGCCAUCGAAGAGUUGAAGAAGGAGGUUCCUCAAUCCCCCUCCACCCUCAGUACUCUCCAGGUCGAUCUCUCCUCAGACGAGUCCCUCGAGAAGGCGGCCGAGACCAUGACCUCCAAGCACGGCCGCAUCGACACCCUCAUCAACAACGGCGGGGCCGCCUUCGACGCCGAGCUGGAGGCAAAGAGGAUGAGCAUGCGAGAAGCCUACAACAAAUCAUGGGACACCAACGUUACCGGCACGCACAUCCUCACGACCUUGGCCGUGCCGCUACUACUAAAGUCGACCGACCCGCGUCUGCUGUUCCUCACCAGCGGCACAUCAGCGCUGGCCGAGACAGAGCGCCUGGACUUGCCAGCUUUUGUGCGGUUGAAUGGAUCGCCGCCUGCCGGGUGGCCCAAGCAGCCAGUCGGCCCGACUGGCCUGAACGUCACCGCGUACCGCAGCUCCAAGACGGGUCUGAACAUGCUGAUGCGCGAGUGGCACAAGAUCCUCCUCAACGACGGGGUCAAGGUCUGGUGCAUCUCGCCGGGCUUCCUGGCCACCGGCCUGAACGGCGCCAACGCCGAGAACCUGAAGAAGGCCGGUGCUAGAGACCCGUCGCUCGGUGGCAUCUUCAUUAAGGAUGUUGUACAGGGCAAGCGGGAUGACCAUGUGGGCAAGGCCAUUAGGUCGGACUCGAUUCAACCUUGGUAG
This is a messenger RNA of Anthostomella pinea, 831 nucleotides long. NCBI's taxonomy places the organism in Eukaryota, Fungi, Ascomycota, Sordariomycetes, Xylariales, Xylariaceae. The record is from the annotation of a GenBank genome assembly.